AAUAAACCCUAAUCCUAAUCCUCUGAUAGGUCGGUUCGACAUGGAGAAGACGCUAGCUAAGAAGCGUAAGCUCGCGCUUGAGCAGCAGCAGUUGCAGCUGGCUUUGCCCACCGGCAACUACGUCGCGGAUCAGGAUGAUCCCGUUCCUUUUGAUGGUGGCGAUAAGGAAUCCAUUGUCUCCACCUCUUCGCCUGAUCAGAUUUGCAGCCUUCUUAUGCCUUUCGACAAGGAUCAGCUCAUCGGCUUCCUCAUCGAUGCUAUCGCCGACGAUGCGUCUUUCCUCGCCAACAUCUGCGCCGUGGCUGACCAGAACGUCUCCCACCGCAAUGUCUUCGUCCAUGGAAUCGGCUGGGACACCACCCGCGAGACCCUGAUACAUGCCUUUGAGCCAUUUGGCGCCGUCGAGGACUGCAAUGUAGUCGUAGAUAAGACCACCGGCCGUUGCAAGGGCUAUGCCUUCGUCCUCUUUCGCACCCGUGCCGGAGCCAUCAAUGCCCUCAAGGAACCCGAGAAGAAGAUAAAGAACCGCCUAACCCAUUGCCAGCUCGCGUCCAUCGGCCCUCCCGCUGCUUCCAGCGGAGGGGACACUUCCGGGCGGAAGGUUUACAUCAGCAACGUCCACACGGACGCCGCUCCUGAUAAGCUCAAGGCGUUCUUCUCCCAGUUCGGGGAGAUUGAGACGGGCCCUUUUGGCUUUGAUAUGAUCACAGGUAAAUCGAGGGGAUACGCCAUCUUUGUUUAUAAAACCCUUGAAGGGGCGAGGAGAGCACUCGAGGAACCACACAAGGUAUUUGAGGGUCACCAGCUGCACUGUCGACUGGCUAUCGAGCAUGGACAGCAGAAGGGAAAGGCACCGGCUUUAGCUCUCAAUCCCACAGUUGCUUCUUCUGCUCCGGCUGCAACGCCGCAAUCUGUACUGGCAGCCGUGGCUGCUGCACAGAACAUUGCUCUGUACAACCAGAACCCUGCAGCAUACAGUUUUCUUCUAGGACAAAACCCAAUUUUAGCUGCCGCUGUACUUAAUCCGACAGUUGCUGCUGCUGCUGCUCAGAAUCCCACAGUUGGUUUGCUUGCAUCUCAGAGUCAACAGAUAGGAGUAGCAACAACGGGGAGCGGAGCCUCUUCAUUUGUGGGUGAUUACAAUUCUCAAGCGUUGGCAGAUCUUCAGGUUUUACAAUCAUAUAAAGCCUUGAUGUUUGGGCAGGCAUCAUCCAUGGGUCCUAGCAACUCGUCUGGAGGAUUUUCUUGACACUUAUGAUGCAAGGAGAAAUAUCCACCAGAGAGGUUCAACAUUUACAAAAUUUCCACUGGUGUCUUCAUGGCUGAUGUUAUUUUGAAUGUCUUUUGGUUGAACAUUGGUGCCUUUAGUUCUGUGAAACUUGAGUUUUCUUAUUUUCCAGUAUCGCUCAACUAUUUUGUUUUUUCUACAACUGAUAUUUAAGCAUUUGCCAGACAGUAUUCUAUCUUGAAAUUGCUAAUGCUAUAUUUUGUUUUUAAAUUUUCC
This is a messenger RNA of Zingiber officinale, 1504 nucleotides long. RefSeq names its product UBP1-associated protein 2A-like. The transcript is spliced from 2 exons. NCBI's taxonomy places the organism in Eukaryota, Viridiplantae, Streptophyta, Magnoliopsida, Zingiberales, Zingiberaceae. The record is from RefSeq and is a predicted model, not a curated record. Bases 41 to 1249 code for a protein of 402 amino acids. Gene Ontology annotation, molecular function: RNA binding.